AGUUCAUAUAACUCUACACAAUGUAAAGAUCCCGAGAGUACUCUUCCAUUGCUGAAUUUGUGGAUAUACUCACACGACUUUUAUUCUCUGCUUUCUUUAAAAUUUACCCACCUCUGGCAUAAAGGUUUACUACCCGACAUAUUUCGCGACACCUUUCUUUAUGCUGGUGAUGUCCAUAACUACAAUACUAGAUAUGCAACCAAUCAAAACUUAUAUAAACCUCGUGUAAGAACGAAUACUGGCAAGCAGAUGAUUUCAUUUAAGGCAAUCGAUCUUUGGAAAAGCAUUCCACAAUACCUCACAGGAUUGAAUGAGUAG
This is a messenger RNA of Porites evermanni, 318 nucleotides long. NCBI's taxonomy places the organism in Eukaryota, Metazoa, Cnidaria, Anthozoa, Scleractinia, Poritidae. The record is from the annotation of a GenBank genome assembly.